CGCCCCUCGCUGGCUGCGCGCGCCGCCCGAGACCCGCGGAGACGUCAAGGCGAACAUGGCGGAGGGACACCCAGAAAGCUGUCAAUAGAACCCGCAGAGGAGCCACACGGAUUACCGCCGCCUCGGGAAGACGUUUUGUUUUUUUUAUCAUCGACGUUCGGUUAUUUUUACAUUUUUAAUUAUUUCAAACACGACAGUAGCAGCCAUGCUUCGGUGAGCCGUUGCUCCGAAUUAACGAGUUCAAACCCCCCGGCUAGCGCGCUAACGACAUGUCGGACAACCAGAGCUGGAACUCUUCCGGCUCCGAGGAGGACCUGGAGCCCAAAGACGAGCCCUCACACCCGGCCAUCGGCGGGGUGUUCAGCGGGGUCCUCAGCAAAUGGACCAAUUACAUCCACGGCUGGCAGGACCGCUGGGUGGUUCUGAAGAACAACACACUCAGCUACUACAAGUCCCAGGAUGAGACGGAGUACGGCUGCCGCGGCUCGCUGUGCCUCAGCAAAGCGGUCAUUACUCCCCACGAGUUUGACGAGUGCCGACUGGACAUCAGCGUCAACGACAGCGUCUGGUACCUGAGAGCGCUGGACCCCGAGCGCCGCCACCUAUGGAUCGACUCCAUCGAGAUGCACCGGAGUGUCAGAGAGGGGAGGAGAAACAAGGGAGGAGUCCAGGCUGUGACUUUCAUCCCUCCACCACUGGCGGACCCCGGCUACGGUUCCGAGUCCAGUCUGCGGCGGCAUGGCUCCAUGCUGUCCUUGGCGUCAGCCACCAGCGGUUACUCCGCCACCUCCACCUCCUCCUUCAAGAAGGGCCACAGCCUGAGGGAGAAGCUGGCGGAGAUGGACACCUUCAGGGACAUCCUGUGCCGACAGGUGGACACGCUGCAGAAGUACUUUGACGGCUGCGCGGACGGCGUCUCCAGGGACGAGCUGCAGCGGGACAAAAUCGUGGAGGACGACGAGGACGACUUUCCCAGCACCCGCACCGAUGGAGAGUUUCUCCACAACAACAACAACAACGGCAGCAAAGACAAAUUGUACCCGUGCUCCAGUCCUAAAGACGUGAACGCCAUCGACUUCAAAGGCGAGGCCAUCACGUUCAAAGCCACCACGGCGGGCAUCCUGGCCACGCUGUCCCACUGUAUCGACCUGAUGGUGAAGAGGGAGGACAGCUGGCAGAAGAGGCUGGACAAGGAGAUGGAGAAGAGGAGGAGAGUGGAGGAGCGCUACAAGGCGGCCCUCGACGAGCUGAAGAAGAAGUCCCACUUCGGGGGUCCGGAUUACGAGGAAGGUCCAAACAGCCUCAUUAAUGAGGAGGAGUUCUUUGACGCGGUUGAAGCUGCUCUGGAUCGACAGGACAAAAUAGAACAGUGUCAGACGGAGAAGACAAGAAUCCAGAGAUCCAGUCCAGUUCCACCACCCGAUGUCUUCUCCAGCUCGGGCUCUCACAGACUGGCUGAGCAGGUGGAGGAGAUGGUGCAGAGUCACAUGACCUACUCCCUGCAGGACGUGGGCGGCGACGCCAACUGGCAGUUGGUGGUGGAGGAAGGGGAGAUGAAGGUGUACCGCAGAGAGGUGGAGGAAAACGGGAUAGUUUUGGACCCGCUGAAGGCCACCCACUCAGUGAAGGGUGUGACAGGUCACGAGGUGUGUCACUACUUCUGGGACACUGCCUACCGCAACGACUGGGAGACCACCAUCGAGAGCUUCAACGUCGUGGAGACGCUGUCAGACAACGCCGUCAUCGUCUACCAAACACACAAGAGGGUGUGGCCCGCCUCCCAGCGGGACGUCCUCUACCUGUCGGCCAUGCGCAAGAUCAUGGCGAGCAACGAGAGCGACCCCGACACCUGGCUGGUGUGCAACUUCUCCGUGGACCACGACAACGCGCAGCCGAGCAGCCGCUGCGUCCGCGCCAAGAUUAACAUCGCCAUGAUCUGCCAGACCCUGGUCAGUCCACCAGAGGGCGACAAGGAGAUCAGCAGAGACAACAUCCUGUGUAAAAUCACCUACGUGGCCAAUGUGAAUCCCGGAGGCUGGGCGCCGGCCUCGGUGCUGAGGGCGGUGGCCAAGAGGGAGUACCCCAAGUUCCUGAAGCGCUUCACCUCCUACGUGCAGGAAAAAACCACCGGCAAGCCCAUCUUGUUCUAAGGGCGCCCCCUGGUGGCUGCAUAACUAAACCACACUCCGUGUAAAUGGAGGAGUCGACUGUUAAAAGACUUUUAGUGUCCAAGGUGCUGAUGUUGCCAGCCUGUCCUGCUCAUGAAGGCGCCUCACUAGCGCAGAAGGCGGGACACAAGGAACAUUUCAGCUCCAUGUUCAAUCUGUAAGCUAGAGACUUCUUUUCUUCUUCUUGCUGCUGCCAGGUUGAUGGCUACUAGUCAAGUGCCUUCAUUUCAUCCGUGAGCACUUUUACAAGCAGGAGGUUCCGGCACUUUGACGACAUUUCCAUGUUCCACCAAUUGUUUGAAUUUUUAACAUUUCAGCCAAGUUGCUAAAUGACGUGAAUUCCAAGCCGCGUUCCAGCUUUUUCCACUGAAAAAAUUGCAAGCAUGCGGCGAACAUUUUGAUAUUUUUCAUUUUUCAAAACCAAACCAAUUUAUAUUUGUAGCCCUUCCCUCCGUUUUGGUGAAUGUUGAAGGUCACACGGACCCAAAAGGGUCUCAGUCUGUAAUUAAAGUCUUAAAAAUAAAUCAUAACUUUUUUUUUUCUUUCAAAAAAAAUAUUCAAAGUAGAAUAUUCAAUGUAUAAAUAAGUCAAUCAUAUCACGGAUCUUGGUUCAUUAUUUUUUGAGCAAUGAUUGUUUAAAAAUAAAUACAAAAUAGACUAAAGGUCACAGGGACCUAAAAGGGUCUCAGUCUCUAAUUAAAGCAGGGGUGUCCAAACUUUAUCCACUGAGGGCCCCACACUGAAAAAUCAAAGCAAGUGGGGGCCAUUAAAAUAUUUUGUAUUUAAAAAAAACAAUACAAUGUAUGUAUAAAAAAUAUACAUUUGGGCCUCCACUCAGGCUUGAGCCCAGGGACUCCAAAGGGUUUUGGUAAAAAAAAAAAUGAAAAAUGUAUCAUUAUUCAAGUUUUAAAUCUCCAGAUCAACAUUAGGUCCAUCUGUCAAUAAAAUGGUUUUAAAGAUUUAA
Messenger RNA from Nerophis ophidion (straightnose pipefish), 3132 nucleotides. RefSeq names its product ceramide transfer protein-like. Bases 270 to 2150 code for a protein of 626 amino acids. Gene Ontology annotation, biological process: ER to Golgi ceramide transport. Gene Ontology annotation, cellular component: Golgi apparatus. The record is from RefSeq and is a predicted model, not a curated record. Gene Ontology annotation, molecular function: phosphatidylinositol-4-phosphate binding. The transcript has 17 exons. Lineage: Eukaryota; Metazoa; Chordata; Actinopteri; Syngnathiformes; Syngnathidae.